AUGGGGUCAAAGAAUACCAAACUCGUCAUAAAAAUUGAGGAUUGUGAAACUUUCUUCACAUUCUUUCAUCCACUUCGAAUCCCCGAGAAUAAGGAUGACCUAGAUGAUGAUGCUAUAAGUUCUACUUCGUCAUCCCUAUCGGAAUUUUCUUCUUUUGUGCUUAAAGAAAAUCCUCAACUUCCUAAGGUUUUGUUCUCUUUGGGGCUUUUGCUUUCGACACCACUCGAUUGA
Messenger RNA from Dovyalis caffra, 231 nucleotides. NCBI's taxonomy places the organism in Eukaryota, Viridiplantae, Streptophyta, Magnoliopsida, Malpighiales, Salicaceae. The record is from the annotation of a GenBank genome assembly.